GGGAGUGCCAGAAAGACCGUACCCUAUCGAAACGUAUGCUUAAGCGUUCAGGUUCUCCUUUGCAAACAGCGGAACGGUCGACUUUCUUUGUUACUCGCAUCGAUCUCUUUCUCCUCUUCAAGGACUCCACAUGGACUCUCUCAACUCAAACCCUAACCCUAAUUCCGCCAUCGAAACCCUAGUUCCUUAUCCUCCUGAUUAUUCUACUCCCGAAAAUUUCGAAGACCACGAUCGUGACUCUUCUAUCCCGCCCACUUCCGAUUAUCACAACUCCUCCUUAUUGUCGGGACAAGAAGCUCAGGAUUUCCAAGGUCGAAACUCCUCGAUUUCUCAUGGGGAGAAUCCGGGGUUUAGUUCUGGGAAUGGAUAUGCUGACAACCAAGCGGCCGAUGGUGUUCAUAUCGGUGCCAAUAAUGUGCCGAAGGUGGAGAUUCAGAGGCCGCUGCUGUCGGAGAAUGGAUUUACGAACACUCAUAGUGGCACCGACAAGGACUUCUCCGGUGGCGAAGAGGAGACCACGAGUAGGCGCCGACGUCGGAGCCGAUGGGACCCUCAGCCCGAGAGUAAUGACCAGAGUGGUGGUGAAUCUGGGAGCGGUACGCGGAAGAGGAAGUCUCGCUGGGCUGAUGAUGAGCCCAAGCCGGUAAUUCAACUUCCUGAUUUUAUGGGAGGUAUUGAGUUCGACCCUGAAAUUCAAGCUUUGAAUAGUAGGCUUCUUGAGAUCAGUAGAAUGUUGCAAUCUGGUAUGCCUCUGGAUGAUCGGUCUGAAGGUGCUCGUUCGCCUUCCCCGGAGCCAAUAUAUGACAAUAUGGGAAUAAGAAUCAAUACUAGGGAGUAUCGUGCUCGAGAAAAAUUGAACACAGAGAGACAAGAGAUAAUUUCUCAGAUAAUUAAGAAGAAUCCUGCAUUUAAGCCCCCAGCUGAUUACAGGCCCCCGAAGCUUCAGAAGAAGCUUUAUAUACCGAUGAAGGAAUACCCAGGUUACAAUUUUAUUGGGCUGAUUAUUGGUCCUAGAGGGAAUACACAGAAGAGGAUGGAGAAGCAAACUGGCGCAAAAAUUGUAAUUAGGGGCAAAGGGUCUGUAAAAGAAGGUAGAUUGCAACAAAAGAGGGACCUAAAGCAUGAUCCGGCUGAGAACGAGGAUUUGCAUGUUCUAGUUGAGGCUGAAACGCAGGAAUCACUAGAGGCUGCGGCGGAGAUGGUAGAGAAGCUCUUACAACCUGUUGACGAGGUCUUGAAUGAGCAUAAGAGGCAGCAGCUUAGGGAACUUGCUGCCUUGAAUGGAACCAUAAGGGAUGAAGAAUUCUGUAGGUUGUGUGGCGAGGCAGGGCACCGUCAAUAUGCAUGCCCCUCGCGGACUUCAACAUUUAAGAGUGACGUACUUUGUAAAAUAUGUGGCGAUGGUGGGCAUCCGACAAUUGAUUGCCCAGUGAAGGGAACGACUGGGAAAAAGAUGGAUGAUGAAUAUCAGAAUUUCUUGGCAGAGUUGGGAGGCACGAUUCCAGAAUCAGCAACCAAGCAGACCCCUACACUGGCAAUAGGUUCGGGCACUUCAGGAAACAAUCCUCCUUGGGCUAACAAUACAACAAGCGCCAGCAAUGCUUCACAAGCUGGCGUUGGUGCAAACGGUGUGAAACCUGCUAAGGAAUAUGACGAUACAAACUUGUAUAUAGGCUAUUUGCCUCCAACUUUUGAUGAUGAUGGUUUGAUUAGAUUAUUUUCAACAUUUGGUGAUAUUGUGAUGGCUAAGGUUAUUAAGGAUCGGGUUUCUGGAUUGAGCAAAGGUUAUGGAUUUGUUAAGUAUUCUGAUGUUCAGAUGGCAAAUAAUGCAAUUGCCAGCAUGAAUGGUUAUCGACUAGAGGGCCGAACAAUUGCUGUUCGAGUUGCUGGGAAGCCACCGCAGCCUACUGUACCUCCUUGCCCAUCAGCAUCGGCUGUGCCCACUUAUCCAGUUUCAAGCCAGCCUGUUGGUGUCUAUCCAUCUCAGCAGUUUAUGCCGGGUGGUCCUCUUGGGAAUGUUCCUCCACCUUCAAAUUAUGCAGGAACUCCAGUUCCAUGGGGUCCCCCAGUUCCUUCUCCAUAUGCUUCUUAUCCCCCUCCACCUCCAGGUUCUAACAUCUAUCCGCCAGUUCAGGGUCAGGCCAUGCCUCCUUAUGGCGUCCAGUAUUCUCAAGUCCAGACAGCGCCCCCUGGUGCUCCAUCUCAACCAGUGUCUUCGGGUGAAGCACAACAGAGUUUUCCGCCAGGAUUGCCAUCUGAAAACCCUACUAGUCAGCCAACUACUGCAUACGGGAGCACUUUAUAUUCGAUGCCACCAACUGCUCAACCCUCUUACCCGCCUUCUUCAUACGGUUACCCACCUUAUUAUAGUGCAGCUUCUACUCAUCCACUACCCAUGUCUACAUCAAAUACGGAUCAGCCUCAACCACCCAGCGGGAAUGUUCCGUGGUCUACAAAUCCUCCAUUACCUCCUCCUAUGCCUUCUGCAGGGAAUACAGUAUCAGGUGCAGAUGCUGAGUAUGAAAAGUUCAUGGCAGAUAUGAAAUGAUUCUAGUUCUGAUUUAGCAUGCUUCGAUUUUGGAGGAGGACUGAUGUUUCUUGGAGCUGAUUACUUACCUCUUGCCAUGACUUUGUUGGGAGUUUGGGACUCACCUCUUUAACCUUGCUGUACUGUCUUGACAUUUGCAGAGAUUCAGGCUAGAAGUUCUUGUCACACUGCCUUGUAUUGAAGGAUCCAGUUAAUUUGUGCUCGUCUAUUACUAUUAUUAUUUUUACUUUCUUCAUUACCUACUUCACAGAUUUAGGUAAUGAUAUUUCUUGAUACAUACUUGUUGCUUAUCCUAACAAUUUAUUUAUCAUUGCUUCCUGUUUUGACAUUCUAAGUAAUAUUUUAUUGUUAUGGCGUUGAUGCCUUCCAUCACUUGAUCAAUCAGGUAAUUGUGCCCUCAGUUUCCGUGUGAAUUAUGUGGUACAAAGAAGAAUUGCUUUAACAUUUCUUCUGGUAGAUGUAUGUUGAUUGCUUGGGCUAACAUGAUUCUGUUCAGCAUAAUAUGCUUUUCUGUUUUGAGGGUUCUAAAUAUUUAAGUAUUAUGGUGGUGGUGGUAUUCUUCAUGCCUUCCAUCGGAUCAUGCCCUACAGAUUUGACACCUGGUGGUAUGUGGAAAAACUACCUUGAUUUAUAGCAUUUUUAAUAAUUUCUUCACGUUUAUAAUCUAUUCUGAUGACUUUUUCUAGUUCUCUUAUGGCAGGUUAAAGAUGUCAGACUUGUUAAAUCACAGGCUAUCCAAUUUAUAUAUUGUAAAUCUAUUGAUUGUGUGUGUGUGUGUGUGUGUUUUUUUUUUUUUUUUUUUUUUAUUGUCUUGUUGCCGGUAAAGUGCUAGAUAAUUUUCUGCUGAUGUUGGAAAAAGAAAAGACAACUUUCUACAUGCUUGGGGUAGCAUCUUUGGUUUCUGAUGACAUAUGAGACCUUGAUCAUUAUUUUUGAAUAAUAACCUUUAUUUUAUUCAUUGACAGUAGUCACCCUAAGCUAAUAAACUUGAAAAACAUGGAGUAUUUGUACGUUGUUAUUGAGUUGGUUGGUUGGCUGCCUGUUAUAAUGCGUCUUGUGUGAGGGAAGCUUUUGUUAGAUUAUCCAUUUGUUUUGCUCAAUAGCUUAUACCUUUCCGGUUCUUUAUAGCAAUGGAUUUUAACUCGCUUAUAGAUUGGUGGAAUGUGCUGUUGUGCUUCUGACCAAUAGGCACCGAGUGAGUGCCCUACUUUAUAGAUUGGAUGGAAUGUGCUAUUUGUGGCUCACUUGUUUCAAAUCUCGCUUUGCCUGUUGGUUGUCAUGGUCACGGUAGUGGGGAACAAGGGGAGUUUAAGGAAAAACAUCAUUCCUAAAAGGUCUUAAAAGCAUCUUGUGCUUGCUUGUAUGGUUGUUUUGUUUCUUUUGCACAUCGUUUACAUGGGUCUCAUAUUUCCAUUUUGUAUGGUCCUUCAUAGCCAUCAUAUAUAAUAUAAUGGCUUAAAUCUUCAAGACAAGAAAGGAUGUCUCUCUAGGGGUUUAGGCUUCUUUCGUAAGCUAUUUUUUGACUUUGCUGACAUGACUGUGAGUUCUUAAGGUCAAUCGUAUUAGAUGAUAAAAGUGCCACUAUGUGGUUCCUGCUGUCUGCCGCAUUGGUCGUGGAUUCUUGCUGAUGAAGAACUUGAUUUACAAUUGCCUGUUUCAGUGCAGGAGCAGGAUGUGGUAGUAGUGUUUGAGGGAGUGUUUAAAAUAUUUUGCCUGGAAGAGUUGUAUUAUUUAGUGUUACUUUUGGAGGCAUAUUCCAUAUGUCGUACUUCCUGCAUGACCGAUCUUUGGUAUAUCAGUAAGGCAGUUGAAACUGUACAUGUAUAGACCAUAAUUUAAAACAGUCUCCCCCAAUUUAUGGCCUGCUUUUACUAA
Molecule: messenger RNA, 4423 nt
Organism: Cucurbita pepo subsp. pepo (vegetable marrow)
Lineage: Eukaryota; Viridiplantae; Streptophyta; Magnoliopsida; Cucurbitales; Cucurbitaceae
Product: splicing factor-like protein 1
Biological process (GO): regulation of mRNA splicing, via spliceosome
Cellular component (GO): nucleus
Molecular function (GO): zinc ion binding; mRNA binding
Source: RefSeq, a predicted model, not a curated record